Benincasa hispida (wax gourd) is the source of this 1281-nucleotide messenger RNA. The record is from RefSeq and is a predicted model, not a curated record. NCBI's taxonomy places the organism in Eukaryota, Viridiplantae, Streptophyta, Magnoliopsida, Cucurbitales, Cucurbitaceae.
GAGUCCGACUUGGACCGUCCGACGGAAGGGUUUUCAUCCAUUGAGGAAGCUAUUGAAGAUGUUCGGAAAGGAAAGAUGGUGGUUGUUGUUGAUGAUGAAGAUCGAGAAAAUGAAGGAGAUCUUAUAAUGGCGGCGGAGUCGGUAACAACAGAGGCAAUGGCUUUCAUUGUAAAACAUGGAACUGGGAUUGUUUGUGUGGGGAUGAAAGGAGAAGAUUUGGAGAGAUUGCAGAUUCCAUUAAUGGUGGAUCAAAAGGAUAACCAAGAGAUGCUCUCAACUGCCUUUACCAUCACUGUGGAUGGAAGAGAGGGCACAACGACGGGAGUUUCAGCAGAGGAUAGAGUGGCGACGGUGGUGGCAUUGGCAUCAAAACACUCAAAACCAUAUGAUUUUAAACGACCGGGUCAUAUCUUUCCCCUCAAAUAUAGAGAAGGAGGGGUUUUGAAAAGGCCUGGCCACACUGAAGCCUCCGUCGAUCUAGCGGAGCUCGCUGGACUCUUUCCUGCAGGAAUUCUCUGUGAAAUCGUCGACGAGGAUGGCUCCAUGGCUAGGCUCCCAAAGCUUCGCGAGUUUUCUCAACAUCAUAAUCUCAAAAUCAUCUCCAUAGCUGACUUGAUCAGGUAUAGGAGAAAGAGGGAGAAAUUAAUCGAGCGCAUCGGAGAACCUACAAGGAUGCCGACUACAUGGGGACCAUUCAAUGCAUAUUGUUACAAGUCUACCUUAGAUGGCAUCGAACAUAUCGCAUUGGUUAAGGGUGAUUUAGGUGAUGGGGAAGAGAUUUUAGUGAGGGUGCACUCAGAAUGCUUGACAGGAGACAUAUUUGGAUCAGGAAGAUGCGACUGUGGAAAGCAAUUAGGUUUGGCAAUGCAACACAUUGAGGAAGCUGGGAAAGGAGUGUUGAUUUAUCUUAGAGGCCAAGAAGGAAGAGGCAUUGGCUUGGGAAAUAAGCUUCUUGCAUAUAAUUUACAAGAUGCUGGUAGAGACACUGUUCAAGCUAAUCAAGAUCUGGGAUUGCCUAUUGAUUCUAGAGACUAUACCGUCGCCGCACAAAUUGUAAAGGAUCUUGGGGUGAGAACAAUUAGGCUAAUGACAAAUAACCCAGCAAAGUAUAUGGGGCUAAAGGAAUAUGGGUUGGAUAUUUCAGGCAGAGUUCCUCUUGUAACCCCAAUUACAAAGGACAAUAAAAGAUACCUUGAGACUAAGAGAGCCAAAAUGGGUCAUGUUUAUGGCUUUGAAUUCAAUGGUGGAUUAAGUGCUCUAAUGGGUGCCAUUCAAAAAUAG